GUUUGAUACCUGCCAUUUGCGUUUACUCGAUGUUUAGUUGUUUCCAUCAAUAUUUCGGUAAAUUAAUUAGAAAUACUGUGUAACUAAACAGAUUCGUACUCCAAGAUGCUGCGCAAGAAGACUUCCAAAACAAAAACCGUAUCAGACAAAAUCUCCGAGCUGCUAGAGCGCAACACCCAUGGAAAGGAUGAGAGCAGCGAUGAGCAAGGCGAGGAACCACGUGUGGAAGAGGAAUUCGAUGAAUACGACAUACCCGAUACGCGCUCCUCAGAUAUCAGAAAACGAAAUGUGAAGCUUUUAUCAGAGCAAAGUGCGCGGUAUCGGGGGAAAAUAUCAUCACGAAAUGAGCUAGAGGAAGAGCAGGAAAGCGAUUUGUCCGAUGAAGAAGAGCAGAGCGAAGAAAAUGAUGAUUCCUCGGACGAUGAUAACGACGUGGACUUACAAGCGUUCACCAAAAAGCUGAACGGUGCUGGAAAUAAAGGAAGAAGGGAUGCACCAUCAUUUCAGAAUGACAGUGAAGAGGACGAAAGUGCAAAUAGUGAUUUAAAUGAGGACAGUGAAGUUGAAGAAGAAGGCGAAGGCGAAGAGGAAGAGGAUGAUCAAGAUGACUAUGAUGAAGAUGGCAUAGAAAGCGAAGAUGAUGCUAGUGAUCAAGAGAAUACGGAAGGAACGGACAUAAUCACCGAAGCGAAUCGUCAAGCCGAAGUACAAAAAGGUCUGUGUGUGCAGAAUCAAUUGCAAAUUUGGGAACGCCUGCUAGAAAUGCGUAUUCACACCCAAAAAGUGAUAAGUAAAUCCAAUCAGCUACCGACGACUGAUCAACUCAAAGUGCAACAGAGCGAAAGCGAGAAACUAGCCAAUGUGUCGCGCGAAUCAGUCAAUAGAGUUAGUACACUGCUUAGUACUUUAUUGCAAUUGCAAAAUGCUUUGUGCGAGCAAUUUUCCGAACAACGUAAUGCUUUGAAAAAGUCGCUGAAACGUCCGCUGCCUAUACAGGAUCCUGAGGCGGAUAACCACAUACCGAUUAAGCGUUUUGCCGAUCACAUCGAUGCACAUUUCCAAGAAUUCAAGCCCUACCGCAAUGCGGUACUGCUUAAAUGGGAUGAUCGCACCAAACUGCUAACACCAGGCGCAGGCGCGAAAAAGAAAUCGCUAACAGAAAAUUAUGAUAUUAUACGAAAAAUUGAGAAUACUUUACAAAAUCGCACCCUACUUGUUGAAAAAUCUCAAACCUUGAAAAAUGAAAUUGAUGGCGUAGAAGAAAGUGGAACUGUUGAAAAUAGUGAUUUAGAAGCUAUACAAAAGCAUAACCGAAAUGUAGAGUUAUACGAUGACAGUGACUUUUAUCACCAGCAAUUGCGUGAACUGAUCGAGUACAAAACGAAUACUUCGGUGAGCGCCAGCGAGAUAACACAACAGUACGUGGAGCUGCAGAAGCUGCGACAAAAAAUGAAGAAAAAAGUUGAUACGCGCGCCAGUAAAGGUCGUAAAUUGCGCUACACGGUGCACAACAAAUUGAUAAAUUUCAUGGCGCCCGACGACACCUCAACGUGGACGGAGGAAUCGAAAGAUGAAUUAUACAGAUCAUUAUUCGCAGCUUAAGUGUAUUUCUGUUCCAAUUGUAUGCAUAAUGAGGAAAGGUUUUAUUUCAAAUACAAUCCGUUGUACAUGUAAGACUUUUUUCAGUUUCCAUGAAAUGCGUUUUUAGUAAAAAAUAGUUUUUGUUUUGUUUUCUAUUAUUUAUUUAAUAAACGUACUCGUUGUGUCAAGUGUGUGCACAACUUGAA
Molecule: messenger RNA, 1787 nt
Organism: Anastrepha ludens (Mexican fruit fly)
Lineage: Eukaryota; Metazoa; Arthropoda; Insecta; Diptera; Tephritidae
Gene: Aatf
Product: protein Aatf
Exons: 2
Coding region: 106-1602 (498 amino acids)
Biological process (GO): regulation of transcription by RNA polymerase II
Cellular component (GO): nucleus; nucleolus
Source: RefSeq, a predicted model, not a curated record